ACUCUAACGGCAAGUGCAUGGUCCACCAUGUUCAGGGACACAUUUACUUUCACCCCUUCGACACUCCGUUCGUUAGGGUUACGGAGAGAGUUGGAGAAUGAAAGGAGAGCUUUGAACAGGUCUCCCAGAAACAGGCAAACUGCUGCUCUCAGUCAAAGUGUAUUCAGGGAAUCGAGAACGUUGCCACAGCUCUCCAGCGAUUCUGCUGUCCGUGACGCUUUGUGCAAUGGGGAUCUGGACAAGAUCCGAGCCGUCUUCAAGAGCAAAGAGGCGGCCAACGCGACUAUACAGACAGUCAGCCAUGAGCUCAGCUGGUCGGCUGAGCUAGGUCUUUGGUCACUCAUCUCCAAACAGAAGCAGACGUCUGCACUUCAUAUCACUGCAGAGCGAGGGCACACAGCUUGUGUGAAGCACCUGUUAGGACAUGGUGCUGAUGUAAAUGCUGCCCCUGGAGGAGCAACUGCCUUGCAUACUGCCUGUGCCAAUGGACACACUGAAUGCUCCCAACUUUUGCUCAAUAUUGGUGCUAAUCCCAAUGCAAUCUCUGAAGAAGGGUAUGCUCCUUUGCACCUGUGCAACAGUCCCCAGACCUUUCUGUGUGCUAAACUCCUGCUGGAACAUAACGCCAGAGUUAAUCUGCAGACCAAAGACAGAGAGAAUACGCCACUUCACAUAGCUGCAAAACAUGGCUUAGACAAACACGUGGACCUUUACCUGAACUAUUGUGCCUACAAUCACAAGAAGAACCGAGAAGGUGAAACUGCACUAAAUACUGCCUGCUCAUACGCUGACAAGCCUGAGACUUUUGGCAGAUAUUACAGAGUCUGUAAAAUGCUGAUUAAUUGUGGAGCCAAUGUGAAAACUGCUGGGAAAAAAAAUCACACACCACUCCACAAUGCCUGUGGGAAUGGGCAUCCCGAUAUUGUAGAUCUUUUGCUGCUGCAUGGCGCCUCUGUAAAUGUCGAGAACUGUGCUGGCUACACGCCAAUGGACUGCAUUUUACAGGCUGUCGAAGAUCAUCUGGAACAGCAUCCUGAGCGAAUUGUCGUAGCUCUGUUGAAUCAUGGUGCAGGUCCAGUUGACCCUAAGAUGCUUAAACAAUGUGCAGUGUCUCCUUGGACAAUGGAAGCUCUGUUAAAUACCUAUGAGAGUAUUCCACUUUGUGACUCUUGGAUUGAGGCAGUACCCUUUGAUGUGUGGCAGAAAUAUCAAGUAUUCUAUGAAUCCAUUAUACAAAUGACCAACAAACCUCGUUCUCUACAACAUCUUGCACGUUGUGCCUUAAGGAACUAUCUUGGAACUAGAUGCCAUUCAGUCAUACCACAACUACAACUUCCAAAUAGCUUUGCAGAAUUUUUACUCUUGAAAUUUGAAGGUUAUAUCAAAUGAAAAAGUUUAGAAUACUUAGUUACUUUUUCUAGUUUUGUCGAAUGCGUCCUCCAGGUUACAUGCAACAACUCAAAUGUGUUCCUGUGUUUUACUUCGGAUUAUUUUUCACAAGCUGUCAAAUGUAUUAUGCUUAUUUAUUUGACAGUUUAACUAAUACGGGAAAACUUAACUUGUCAACUAUCGGAGAAAAAUGCCAAUUUUUCAGUGUUCUGGCAAGAGCCCACAUACAAUUCCCUUUCCCUUGGCAUGCCACUUGAGAGCAGCAGCUGCUGCCUAAUUAUAGUUUCAAAAAUAUUUAGCCUGCCAGUUUUCCUCCUCUGCUGAAGCAUUGAGUCUUUCCCUUGCUGUGUUUCAGUGACGUGGAUGCUAGUCACCAUCUGAUACCCCCCCCCCAAGUUUUUUUUAGUCAUUCAUGUGAUGUGGGCAACACUGGCAAGGUCAGCACUUAAUGCCAUCCCUAAAUGCCUUUGCGAAGACGGUCGUGAGCAGCUUUGAAUGACUAUGGUUCAUCUGGUGUUGAUACAUUCACGGUGUUGUUCCUAGAGAUUUCAAGACUUUUGAGCCAGUGACAGUGAAUGUAGUAUAUUUCUAAGUCAGGAUGUUAUGUGAUUUGGGAGAUGAACUUUCGGGUGAAGGUGAUCCCAUGUACCUGACUAGACAUUUCAUGGGAAUUUGAUACAAGAGAAUGGCUCUCUAAGCCAUUUCAGCAGGCAAAGAGUUACCUACACUGCUAUGAGUCUUAAGUCACAUUUAGGCCAGUUUGGGAAAAGAUGCCAGAUUUGUUUCCCAAAAGAAUGGGAGUGAACCAGAUGUUUUUGCAUAGUUGCAUGGUCACCACUACUAGUACCAGUUUUAUUAUUCCAGAGUUAGUUAAUUGGAUUUUAAAUUCUCCAGUGGCCAUGUUGUGAUUUAAACUCAUAUCUUCAGAUUGUUAGUCCACUACCAUAUGUCGGCAUUUCCUAGCAGCAUUCAUGCAACAUUUGUUCAUGUGUAAACUUUAUCAGUGAGAAUUAAAUUUAUGGCUUAACCUAAUUCAGUCCUUAGCCAGAUCUGACACAUACACAGAUGAGUUAUCUAAUAGUGGCCAUAAGAACUCAUGCUAUUUUCUUUCUUUCCCGAACUCAUGACUUUAACGUCAUAACGCAUUGCUGUCUUGAGAUCAAAUAACUCAGCAUAAAUUAGGAAUCCAAUGUGCCACUGCGACCGUCUCUCUUUUUUUCACUGCAGUGGUCAAGGUAAUGCUUUUUAAUUGACUAACGUGGUGAUAUGAAAGCUCUCACUAAGCAUAGUGAAAAAUAGAAGCAUCCACUACCAAUGUAUAUGAGAUGUUUAUACACUAAGUUCCUAAAAUAUUCAGAUACUCAUAUAAUAAACAUUGACUAAACUGAUUAGAUUGUGAUGCAAAAGGCUUCAGAACAAAAACAAAAUCCCGAUUUAAAGACAAGUAGUGCUAUGCUUAUUAUAGUGGUAGUAAUACAAGUUACCUUUUGUUUCAAUCAUUUUUAUUUGUAUUUAACACAAAGUAGACUUUGAAUUUAUGGCAAUAAGUGGGAAAUUUUAUACUUGUGAUUAGGAACCUCACUGGUCAUGAAUGAGGGUUUUCACAUUCAACUCCUGUAAUUACAGGGCUCAAUUUCCAUUUUGUUAGAAUAAGAGAGUCUUUAGCAGACAGUACUGUCUGCAUUACCCCACAUUAAUUAUGAAUAUCAGGUCCCAGACAGAAUUUCAUGUUUUAAGAUGAGGAUCCACUCCUAAAUUGCUGUUUAUCCAUGUUGAAUAGUCCCAAAAACAUGAAAAGGCUUGGCCUGCUUUGUUCUGUUUCCUGAGGCUUCUUUGAUGUUCUGAAGAAAGGUCCUUGAUCUGAACUGUUUGUUGUUGUUUCUUUCUCCACAAAUGCUGACAGACCUCAUAAACAUAUUGAGCAUUUUCUGUUUUUAUUUACAACUGGUUCACUUUUGCUUAAUGCAGUAUGGAAGACUGGCUUCUGUUUUUGGUCAGGAUUUCUUUGUGCCCAGCCCUUUUUCUCAAGUUUUGACACCUAUUCAGAUAACUAAGGAAGAACAAGGUUCCUACUGAGCGUUCCAGUACUGUGGCAUGACUUAAGUGAGAAGUACCAACUCACAAUGACACAACUUCUUUAGCACAUAAACAAAUCAAGGUGGGAAACAGUCUAUUUGUUUUUCUGGUAGUAGAACAGCUGGCUUGCCCAGCUUUUUGGCUUGCAGCCAUCUAAUCUGGUCUAUAUGUUUUAUAGAGGAACACUUGCCUUGGGAAAUGUUAAUAAGAUGUUCUCUUCCAACUGCUGAAAUUUUGUGUUUGUUGCUUGAGGAAUAAUACAAUAAUACUGGGCAAAACUUUUCCUCAAAUCUAACAUCUUCAAGUUCUACAAAAUGACUCACUCCCAAUUAUCCAAUUUCUCCUAUGGGGAAUUGCUGUCACCGUGAAGCACUUCAAGAGAUCAUUAAUUAGGCAAGAACAAUGUUUUCAGCAAAAUAGGUAAACUCCUCAUGUUCCUUUCUGCAUGUGUUUUAUGGAAAGACAUCUUCAAUGGAAACACACAAAGAUUAAGAAAGCUUAUCCAAAUAACAUGUUCAAUGAUUCAAAUAAAGCAUGCAACCGAAACAGACAAGGUUAAAGAUUUCCAGCAAACCUUACGACCAGAAAUGUGAAAUCAGAUUGUGUUUCAGAACUGAAGUACUGAAUGGAAUAAAAACAGAAAAUGCUGGAAUAAACAUUACAUUGUUAUUAAA
Stegostoma tigrinum is the source of this 4139-nucleotide messenger RNA. RefSeq names its product ankyrin repeat and SOCS box containing 16 (gene asb16). The record is from RefSeq and is a predicted model, not a curated record. Gene Ontology annotation, molecular function: protein binding. The coding region runs from base 28 to 1389 and encodes 453 amino acids. The transcript has 5 exons. NCBI's taxonomy places the organism in Eukaryota, Metazoa, Chordata, Chondrichthyes, Orectolobiformes, Stegostomatidae. Gene Ontology annotation, biological process: intracellular signal transduction; positive regulation of protein catabolic process; protein ubiquitination.